Ochotona princeps (American pika) is the source of this 2672-nucleotide messenger RNA. RefSeq names its product mitogen-activated protein kinase 10 (gene MAPK10). Gene Ontology annotation, molecular function: ATP binding; JUN kinase activity. Gene Ontology annotation, biological process: JNK cascade; protein phosphorylation. NCBI's taxonomy places the organism in Eukaryota, Metazoa, Chordata, Mammalia, Lagomorpha, Ochotonidae. The transcript has 14 exons. Gene Ontology annotation, cellular component: cytoplasm; nucleus. The record is from RefSeq and is a predicted model, not a curated record. The coding region runs from base 631 to 1911 and encodes 426 amino acids.
UUCUUCUGACUAGUCAGACGCUCAGGUUAAUGGCCGAACAGCUAAGUUCCCACUUUAGGCCGAGUUGAAAACUCAGCUGAUGGCCCCCACCCCAACACACGCACAUACAGUUCGGCUUCAGAAACGGCACCUGACCGCCCUUGGGGAGUGAGAGCUAGAGGGAAACCUACCCAACUGCGGGUUUGUCCUCUGUCACUCUCAACCCCUCCCCCACUUGCCUUCCUCAGCAUCUCAGUCGAGUUUCCACGUUCCCACCAGGCGACCUGGGCUUUGAAAGGGUGAGGAGAAAGGAGAGAGAGCAGGGCCGGGUCAGCUCCCCUCACGAGACAGCAACUUAAAAAAUGGCGCGGUCAACGAGAAACGACUUGGCUAGUGUGAGGAACACCAACAGCAGAACCAUCUCAGAUCUUCGCUAUGGCAAUGUAUGCAGGAAGCUGUUGAAUUAGACCCAUUUCCCAUCGAUGAGAAACCUUGCAAGCAGUGGUAUUUAUGAGCCUCCAUUUCUUAUACUACUGCAGUGAACCAACCUUGGAUGUGAAAAUUGCCUUUUGUCAGGUGUGUGUUCCUUACAGGUAAAACAAGGGGUUUGAUAAACAAGUGGAUGUGUCAUAUAUUGCCAAACAUUACAACAUGAGCAAAAGCAAAGUGGACAACCAGUUCUACAGUGUGGAAGUGGGGGACUCAACCUUCACAGUUCUCAAACGCUACCAGAAUCUAAAGCCCAUUGGCUCUGGGGCUCAGGGAAUAGUUUGUGCUGCCUAUGAUGCUGUCCUUGACAGAAAUGUGGCCAUUAAGAAGCUCAGCAGACCCUUUCAGAACCAAACACAUGCCAAGAGAGCUUACCGGGAACUGGUCCUCAUGAAGUGUGUGAACCAUAAAAACAUUAUUAGUUUAUUAAAUGUCUUCACACCCCAGAAAACGCUGGAGGAGUUCCAAGACGUUUACUUAGUGAUGGAACUGAUGGAUGCCAACUUGUGCCAGGUGAUUCAGAUGGAACUAGACCACGAGCGAAUGUCUUACCUGCUGUACCAAAUGUUGUGUGGCAUUAAGCACCUUCACUCUGCUGGAAUCAUUCACAGGGAUUUAAAGCCAAGUAACAUUGUAGUCAAAUCGGAUUGCACAUUGAAAAUCCUUGACUUUGGCCUGGCCAGGACAGCAGGCACAAGUUUCAUGAUGACUCCAUAUGUGGUGACACGCUAUUACAGAGCCCCUGAAGUCAUCCUGGGAAUGGGCUACAAGGAGAAUGUGGAUAUAUGGUCUGUGGGAUGCAUUAUGGGAGAAAUGGUUCGCCACAAAAUCCUCUUUCCAGGAAGGGACUAUAUUGACCAGUGGAACAAGGUCAUUGAGCAACUAGGAACACCGUGUCCAGAAUUCAUGAAGAAAUUGCAACCCACAGUAAGAAACUAUGUGGAGAAUCGGCCCAAGUACGCAGGACUCACCUUCCCCAAGCUCUUUCCAGAUUCCCUCUUCCCAGCAGAUUCCGAGCACAAUAAACUCAAAGCCAGCCAAGCCAGGGACUUGUUGUCAAAGAUGCUGGUGAUUGACCCAGCAAAACGGAUAUCAGUGGAUGACGCCUUACAGCAUCCCUACAUCAAUGUCUGGUAUGACCCGGCCGAAGUGGAAGCGCCUCCGCCUCAGAUAUACGACAAACAGUUGGAUGAGAGAGAACAUACCAUCGACGAGUGGAAAGAACUUAUCUACAAGGAAGUAAUGAAUUCAGAGGAAAAGACUAAAAAUGGAGUCGUCAAGGGGCAGCCUUCUCCUUCAGGUGCAGCAGUGAACAGCAGUGAGAGUCUCCCUCCAUCCUCAUCUGUCAACGACAUCUCCUCCAUGUCCACGGACCAGACCCUGGCGUCUGACACUGACAGCAGCCUGGAAGCCUCGGCGGGACCCCUGGGUUGUUGCAGGUGACUAGCCGCCUGCCUGCGAAACCCAGCGUUCUUCAGGAGAUGAUGAUGUGAUGGAACACACACACACACACACACACACACACACACAGACAUGUACACACACACACACACCAUCAGAAAACGGCAAGGGAGAGAAUCCAAGCCUAAAAUUCAAACAAAUCUUUCAGCCUGCUUCUCCAGUGUUCUAUACUGCAGCUAAGCUCAAACGUAUCUUUAACUUCUAGUUGCUCUUGCUUUGGUCUUCUUCCAAUGAUGCUUAUCACAGAAGGAAUCAAAACACAAUUAGAGAAGCCUCUUCCAUAAAGUAUAAUUCGAAUGGCUGCAAAACCAGCUACCUGUAACUGCCCUUUCAAAUGGCAUGACACAGUGUGCAGUGGCCCCAUCCAGCAUGUGUGUGUCUCUAUCUUGCAUCUACCUGCUCCUUUCGGCCUAGUCAGAUGGAUGUAGAUACAGAUCCGCAUGUGUCUGUAUUCAUACAGCACUCCUGAAUUAGAGAUGCUACUGUCAGUGUCCUCAGGGCUCCACAAGACAUCAUGCACUGGAGCUCCACAUGGUCCAUUUCAUGUGAUCUAUUACCCUGACAUAAACCCAUGUGUACUAUAUUGCCAGUAUAUAAGCUGUUUAGUUUGUUAAUUGAUUAAGCUGUAAGUCUUAUAAGAAAACAUGUAAAGGGGGAAAAAUCUGGGUGGGGGGAGUGAGUUCUCGGACCCUUGAAGAUGUAGCUUCCAAAUUUGAACUGAUUAAAUGGCACCUGUAUACCAA